Messenger RNA from Diabrotica virgifera virgifera (western corn rootworm), 835 nucleotides. RefSeq lists its product as uncharacterized. The record is from RefSeq and is a predicted model, not a curated record. Lineage: Eukaryota; Metazoa; Arthropoda; Insecta; Coleoptera; Chrysomelidae. The transcript has 2 exons. The coding region runs from base 376 to 687 and encodes 103 amino acids.
AUGUGCUUUAUGUGGUAAAAUGCAUGACGCUCCUAACUCAAAAUUAUAUUUAUUUAUACGGUUUCAAGGUUUUCCGGUUAUUAUGCAAAGGUAAUACUACUGACCACAGCAUCGUGUCAUACCUAUGCGAUAUGUUACGAUAAUCUAUCUUAUUCACGUUUAGAUAUCGUCUAAAACGUAUGUAUCAUCUAAUCUUGUUUUCUUUAAAUAACUCUUAAAAAACAACUAAAGGUAUCUCAUUUGAUGUGAUACACAAUCACUAUCUCUAUUGUGUUCAGACACUCUAGAUAAACACGGUGAUGUAAACAGUGGGACAGUGCUAUGAAUAAUUACUGAGGACAUUCCAGUACCAGUAGUUGGAUUUAUUUCGUCGACAUGAACAAUAGUAAUGAAAUUUUGACUGCACAGAAUGAGAAUAUAGAGGCUGUUGGUUGUCGGAACAAGGGGCACAAAAUGGUGCAAGAUGAAUUAUUAUCACCAUGGAGCAGACAAAAGUCUAUUAGUUUCAUCGUUCUAACAGUGUUGUUUGUUGUUUGGGCUUGCAUAUUCUUUCCAUUGUUAUUAAGGCAGCAGUCGAAUGACGAUAUGGACAAUAUGGAUAUGAAGUCGACCACAAUGGGUUCGACGGAAAUGACGGGAAUGUCGUCGACCACAAAGGACAUGGUCCACGAUCAUCAUCAUCGUUAACUACAAAAACUAUUUAUAUUUAUAUUUAAAGAAAUAUACUAAACAUAUUUUUAUUACGAGAUGUAUGUGAAUUAUUGUAAAGUUUUGUACUGUAUUGUAUAUCUUUAGUACUUAAGCACUUAUUGACCAAAUAAAUAGUUGUAUUAUA